GCCAGCCCGCUCGAGCUGCAACCACAGUGGUCGCGGUCGCCACCUCGGUUCCCCUUCCAAGCGGCGGACUCCGCGCCGCGCCGCGCCGACGACGCCAAACCCCUCCCCAAACGCCGCCCGCCUCGCGAAAAAUGCCGCCCAAACCCGCGCCGCGGCUCUUCCUGUACGUCUCCAACAAGUCGCGCAAGACGCCGACGUCAACGGCGCUCGCCGCCCCAGCCAUCCACGAUGCCUCCGCGUCCGACGCCGACGCCGACGCGGUGUACCGCAUCGUCACGGCCGCGCCCACGCCGUCCGCGAUGGAGUCCGCGCUCGCGGCCUCUACCGUUCCGCUCACCGCCCCUCUCCUCGACCUCGUGAUGCGCCGCUUCCGCUUCGCCCACGGGGACCCGCUCCGCGCGCUCUCGCUCCUCUCCCUCUCCGCCGACCGCGGCGGAGUCGCGCCCUCCGCCUUCGCGCUCGACACCGCGCUCUACGUGCUCGGCAGGGCACGCCGGUUCGCGAACAUGUGGGAGCUCCUCCAGUCCAUCCGCCGCCUCUGCCCGGAUGCCGUCACCCGGCGGACCGCCAUGGUCGUCCUCGGCCGCGUCGCCAAGGUCUGCUCCGUGCGCGAGACCGUCGCUUCCUUCCGCCGCCUCACGCGGAUGUUCCGCGCCGCCGACACGGCCGGCUUCUUCAACGCUUUGCUCCGCACGCUCUGCCAGGAGAAGAGCAUGUCCGACGCGCGCAACGUCUACCACGCGCUCAAGUACGAGUUCCAGGUGAACCGCCAGACGUUCAACAUCCUGCUCUCCGGCUGGAAAUCAGCCGAGGACGCGGAGGCGUUCUUCGCCGAGAUGCAGGAGCUCAGGGUGGAGCCCGACCUGGUUACCUACAACAGUUUGAUCGAUUGCCACUGCAAGAACCGGGACGUGGACAAGGCCUACAAGCUGCUCGACGAAAUGCAGGAGAAGGACAUUUCUCCCGAUGUGAUCACUUACACAAGCUUGAUUGGUGGGCUGGGGUUGAUUGGUCAACCCGACAAGGCAAAGGACUUGCUGAAGGAGAUGCAUGAGCUAGGGUGCUACCCAGACGUCCCUGCAUACAAUGCAGCGAUCAGGAACUUUGUUAUAGCGAAGAGGCUUGGGGAUGCAUUUGCAUUGAUGGAUGAAAUGGCCUCAAAGGGACUGAUGCCGAAUUCCACAACUUAUAACCUUUUCUUCAGGUGCUAUUACUGGGCAUACGACAUUGGCAGUGCAUGGCGGUUAUAUGAGCGGAUGCGGUUUGAAGGAUGCUUCCCGAACACGCAGUCUUGCAUGUUUAUCAUCAGGCUGUGCCAUCGGCAUGGGAAAGUGGCACAGGCACUUGAGCUGUGGAGUGAUAUGGUCAGCAACGGGUUUGGAUCAUUUACCUUGGUAUCAGAUGUGCUGUUCGACCUAUUGUGUGACGAGGGGAAGUUGGAGGAAGCCGAGAGGUGCUUCCAUCAAAUGAUUGAGUUGGGGCAGAAGCCUAGCAAUGUUGCAUUUAGAAGAAUAAAGAUACUUAUGCAGCUUGCCAAACAGGAAGAAUCUAUUGCUAGGUUAACUGAAAAGAUGGCACAAUUCGGGCGAUUGGCACCUGAAGAUUGCCAAAGGGUUCAUAACUCUGCUGAAAACAGGCCUUAUAAUGGUGAUGGAGCUGAUGCUGAUACAAUGGGAGCAAUUUAGCAUAUGCUUUUGGAUGAUGACGAUGAUGAAUUGGUGACCAUAAAUUUGGUCGAGCAGAUAAAUAAUUAUUGGAUUUUCCUGAGUUCUGUACUCUGAUGUAUACCAUGAAACUUUUCAAGUUUCAAGAUUUCCCUUGUUCAUUCAAACUUAUUGGUCAUGUUGCUUUGGUAGUUGCUGACGAGCUAACAGCGACACACAAUUCAGUAUGUCAUCUACAGAUGGCCCAAUUGUGCUGUCAAAUACCAUAGAUUCUUUUUUCCCAAAUAAAAAAAUCAUUUCAUGAAGGAGCAUUCUAGCCUGCCUGUUGAAAUGAAAGGCUCCAUGAUUGUUUGACAAGUGCAUUUGAAUUGCAGGGGAGAAUUCUUAGCACAAAGUGCCUUGUCUGGGUGGAGGCUUCAACAGACGAGACCCUAUUGUGCUCCGAGCCCCGGAUUACAAAUCAGGGCCAAGCAAUGCACCAAAGCCGCAGCUAGACGCGUGAAACGUCAUAUUGAACAGUGUGGCUAAUCAAACAAGUGCGGCAGCAGCAUCUUGACACCACACUGUUCGAGUUCCAGUACCUAGAUGUUGGUUUAUUUAUGGAUUUUUUUUGGAACUAGAUCAUGCGAUCUCUAGGUGUUUUUGAUCUGUCACGGUCCAUGCCAUUGUGCCAUUGCCGUACGCGUACGCCAGUAGUCCUGUGUUGGUUGAAUGACUUGUGGAGUCAGGCUGCAAGUGAAUACGUGAGUGCUAAGUGGGGUGGCAAACUUGACAGUUUGCAAGAGGAAUUAUCCUUGUGUUGUUGCCAGUGUUGAGAAGGUGGAGUUUAAUGUAAGUGAUCUUGUACCGCACAACAAGCAAACAAUGAA
This is a messenger RNA of Phragmites australis (common reed), 2533 nucleotides long. RefSeq names its product putative pentatricopeptide repeat-containing protein At1g02420. The record is from RefSeq and is a predicted model, not a curated record. NCBI's taxonomy places the organism in Eukaryota, Viridiplantae, Streptophyta, Magnoliopsida, Poales, Poaceae. The transcript has 3 exons. Gene Ontology annotation, molecular function: protein binding. The coding region runs from base 132 to 1685 and encodes 517 amino acids.